AUGAUCCGCUGUACGCCUAGCAUAAUUACUCUCAUAUUUGAAGUUGUUUGUGUUUCUCCGCAUCUGCAGAAUGAUCUUUGUCGUGUGUUGGUAGUUUAUUCCAUAAAUCAGCGAGACGACGCCGAGCGAGAGGUUUUUGCUUCUAGGAUUGAACAGCCAAUUGUCGUGUACAUUUAA
Molecule: messenger RNA, 177 nt
Organism: Plasmopara halstedii
Lineage: Eukaryota; Oomycota; Peronosporomycetes; Peronosporales; Peronosporaceae
Exons: 2
Coding region: 1-177 (58 amino acids)
Source: RefSeq, a predicted model, not a curated record